CCUUCUCAGCUCAGCCCUCAUCAUUGCUCUGCAACUCAGAACAGCCACUGCUGAGCCCACCUUGAGAAGAGGAUGGUCCUGAACAGAGCUCUGAUUCUGGGGGCCCUCGCCCUGACCACCAUGAUGAGCCCCAGUGGAGGUGAAGACAUCGUAGCUGACCACGUUGGCAUCUAUGGCGCAGACCUCUACCAAUCUCAUGGUCCCUCUGGCCAGUACACCCACGAAUUUGAUGGGGACGAGCUGUUUUAUGUGGACCUGGGGAAGAAGGAGACUGUCUGGCGGCUGCCUAUGUUUGGUGAAUUAACAAGUUUUGACCCGCAAGGUGCACUGAGUGAAAUAGCUAAAGCAAAACACAACUUGGAUAUCAUGAUUAAACGUUCCAACUUUACCCCUGUUAUCAAUGAGGUUCCUGAGGUGACUGUGUUUUCCAAGUCUCCCGUGAUGCUGGGUCAGCCCAACACCCUCAUCUGUCACGUGGACAACAUCUUCCCCCCUGUGAUCAACAUUACAUGGCUGAAGAACGGGCAUGUAGUCACGGAGGGUGUUUCUGAGACCAGCUUCCUCCCUAAGGAUGAUCAUUCCUUCCUCAAGAUUGGUUAUCUCACCUUCCUCCCUUCUGAUGAUGACGUUUAUGACUGCAAAGUGGAGCACUGGGGCCUGGAGGAGCCGCUGCUCAAACACUGGGAGCCUGAGAUUCCAGCCCCUAUGUCAGAGCUGACGGAGACUGUGGUCUGUGCCCUGGGGUUGACCAUGGGCCUCGUGGGCAUCGUGGUGGGCACCAUCUUCAUCAUCCAAGGCCUGCGCUCAGGUGGGGCCCCCAGACACCAGGGUCCCUUGUGAGUCGCACCCUAAAAAGGAAGGUGCUCUGCCCAUCUAUGAGAGCAGAAGAGUGGACGCGCUAGAUGACCUAGAACCAGUUUCUGGCCAAGUUCAUCAUAUACUCUCUCUCCCCCUACACUCUGCCCCUCCUCUCCUCCCUGGGACUUAAGAUGCUGUAUCAUCUCAGAGCUCACAUAUACCCCAGAGUUCUCCCCUGACUUUCUGAUAUAUUUUUUCUGUUCUCAGUAGUUGCCUACCAUGAUAUCACUGGGAUAUUCCACUCAGUUACCUACUCCCUAGUGACCUCGACCCCAUAACAACAUGGAAGCAAUAAACUCCCCUUUAAUAGAAA
This is a messenger RNA of Capra hircus (goat), 1171 nucleotides long. RefSeq names its product HA25 (gene CAHI-DQA2). The record is from RefSeq and is a predicted model, not a curated record. Gene Ontology annotation, biological process: immune response; antigen processing and presentation of exogenous peptide antigen via MHC class II; peptide antigen assembly with MHC class II protein complex. Gene Ontology annotation, molecular function: MHC class II protein complex binding. NCBI's taxonomy places the organism in Eukaryota, Metazoa, Chordata, Mammalia, Artiodactyla, Bovidae. The transcript is spliced from 5 exons. Gene Ontology annotation, cellular component: MHC class II protein complex; membrane. Bases 73 to 840 code for a protein of 255 amino acids.